AUAUCUCCCUGAAAGUAUCUGGAAUCUAUCCUCAAAGUGAUCAAACUGUGCCGCAACAUUUGCAAAUAUUCCACACGAGAGUAACGUCGGGAAAGAACAUUAUCAGUUGAUUCUCCUUCUGACGUUGUUGCUGGUUGCCACCAUGUCGACAACCAGUCAGAAGCAUCGCAACUUCGUGGCUGAGCCCAUGGGGGAGAAGGAGGUGACACAGCUGGCAGGCAUUGGCAACGUCCUAGGAGAAAGAUUAGCAAGCAAAGGCUUCGAUAAGGCCUAUGUAGUUCUUGGUCAGUUCCUAGUCUUGAAGAAGAACCGCGACUUGUUCAUCGACUGGUUAAAGGACACUGCCGGUGCCAAUGCCAAGCAGUCUGGAGAUUGCCACCAGUGCUUAUCUGACUGGUGUGAGGAGUUCUUGUAAACUACUGGAACACUAUUGCAGUUACUUUAUAGCUCUCACUUUGGGCUGAGUUAAUUUCAUUCCAUAGCCAGAAAAAUGGACAAAAAAUUUAAGAUCUUUUUUAAAAUACAUUUUAUUGAUCACAAACAAAUAGGAAAAUGUGGUUUUUAGUGUCUUUGGUGAAAUUAUUUUUGUUCUGAAUCCAAAAACAAAGUUUCUAUAUGAGUUCUGCUUCAUGUGUUGUAUUUUUAAGUGUUUGUAAUACUCUUCUUAAAGAUUGUACAAUUAUAUAAAUAUUGUGCUACUGUAAACAACUGCUUGAUUGUGUUCUUUUCUUAGUUUUCACUCUAAAUAGAUCAUUUAAUUUAUUUCUUAAUAUAUAUGAAUUUAGAUUUUUGGUUUUGUGUUGCUGGUGUUCUUUUGUGUUUAUCUAUAACAAGAACUAAAUAAUGUGGAAAUGUCAAUGAAUUGUUUGUAGAAUCAUUUAUUCAUAUUGCUUAACUUGAAAUUGCAAUGUAGACAACAAAAUGGAAGUAGGGCAGCUUAUAUUUUUGAUUGACUUGAAAACAUAGCUACAAUGACUGUAAGUGCUGAUUCUGAUAAAGGUAACAAUUUUAUAGCUUUUAUUGACAUGAAACCUUUGUUGAUAUGAAAUAAAAUGCAUUUUUAUAAA
Messenger RNA from Penaeus vannamei (Pacific white shrimp), 1067 nucleotides. RefSeq names its product barrier to autointegration factor (gene baf). The record is from RefSeq and is a predicted model, not a curated record. Gene Ontology annotation, molecular function: DNA binding. Lineage: Eukaryota; Metazoa; Arthropoda; Malacostraca; Decapoda; Penaeidae.